Funneliformis geosporum is the source of this 158-nucleotide messenger RNA. The record is from the annotation of a GenBank genome assembly. Lineage: Eukaryota; Fungi; Glomeromycota; Glomeromycetes; Glomerales; Glomeraceae.
UGGACGCAACCAAAGAACCGUAUUAUCACCUUGCACUAGAUGCAUUUAUCAUAAUCUAAUUACCAAGAUUCCACCUCAAACUAAAGAUAGUGAACACCGUUGUUUUUUCACUGUCUUUCGAGACCUCUGUUUCUUUAUUCCUACCUCCCGCAAUAAUA